GGCGAGCUCCCUGCCCGCGGCGGGGCCCCGAACUACAAACCGGGGCCUGCCGGGAGGAAGCGGAGGGCCGCCCCACAGGAAGCGGGGUACGGCGGCGCCGCCGUAGCGUUGCGGUGGUGUCGCCCGCGCCGCCCCUGAGUCACCGCAGCGGCCUGCGCGGGCGGGCCGAGCCGCGGGGUGCCGGGCCGGCACCUCCCCUGCCCUGCCCUGCCCUGCCUUGCACUGCCGUGCCGCGCCGCCGGCAGCGCUCACCGCUGGGGAAGCAAGCGGCAGCACCGGCGCCCGCCUGGACGUGAGCGGAACCGUGCGUGAGGGGGCGGCCGGGCCGUGCGGUUGCGGGGGCGGCGCGCUUUGCCCGCCGGGGCGAGCCGCCCGCUUGUGCUGCCGGUAACUGUCUGUAAUGCUGUUGCGGGGGGCUGCCCACGGAGAGAGCGGGUCCUGUUCAAGUGUUUUCUCGGAGUGAGGGUUAAGAAACCCGGUUUUGACGCAGGGGUCUUAUUUCUGUUAGCUCCGUUUUGAGGAGGUGUUCUCUACAGGGGAUACUGUACAUUUUUGAAGAGGCCCGCUCUGCGUUGCAGUCUCAACUUAAUUUGCAAAACCGAUCAUCGCUUUCUUACUGGAAAGUGCCACGAUGCGAAUUGUAAAGACUUUAUUUAGACAGUUAUUUUAAUUAGGGAAUAUCUAAUAAUACCAUCCUUGUGCAUCAUUACAGUCUACCGUAUGCAACUGAGUAAACACAAGAAUGCAUGGCAAGCCGGGAAGUGUCAUUACCACACAGAACAUUUCUAUUUUCAUCCUAAGUAGGCUUUUAAAUUUUAGCCAAUUAAUCGUUACAAUAGUGUUGGUAAGUAUUGUUGUGACCAGGUUGCAAUUGAGGAAAGAGAAUCUAAGGUUCAACUUUUUAAAAGCUCAUAUGACCAAGAUACGGUGGACCUCAGAAAUGCUGAGUAGCCACUGCUAAUUAUUUUUAGAAGUUAGGCACGAUUGCUUACACCUAUAAAAUGAAGCAACCAAACCAAGCGAUUAGCUUCUGGAAAUAGUUUUGCUGACCUCUCUAGCCUCACAAAAUAAGGCAGUGGUAAAAUUGGGAUGCAGAUUUGGGAAGACUGUAUGUGUGGACAUAUUCAGGUUGGCAUACACACAAAAUGGCAAGUCUGUACUUUUAAGAACCAAGUUUUUAUAACCUAAACAAACCACUCUUAGGAACUUUCAAUUAUUCAACGAGAUCAACAAAUUCUUGUUCUCUAAGCUUUCAUAGUACCAUUCCUAAAUGAAAAAUAAGAACUCCCUUUCCUUGUUCAACUAGUUUUAAAAGAACAAAAAUCCUUCCAGCAACCUAGAGUCCGUAACAGACACAGGUUUCUUAAGCUGCUGUCCUUCAUCUUGUGCAGGACAUCUUGUGCUUACGCUCAUAUUUGCUUUCCCUUCUGCUAAACCAGAUGGGAGAACAAAAUUCUGUGUCUUAAACUUCUAACACAACUGGUGAGCUUAGUGGAAGGAGAGCAUGAAGGGGAUGAGCCAGAAAAGGAAAUUAUUUAUUGGGACUACUUGCCUGACUGUGGUAACCAAAUGUGUAUUUUAUUGGUGCCUGGUGAACAAAGGAACAGACUAUGAGGUUCUGGAGACCUGCUUGUAUCUCUGUAGUUGACCCUAAGGAUGGAUCACAUAGACAUGCAUUGGCACAAAAGCAACAAUUUUACAAGCAGAAAAAUGUGCCAUGCUUUUCUUUCUAUCCAAUUGGUGUAAUAACUUCUUUCUGAAGUGUUCAUUGAAAGGCAGAGAUAAUUAUUCAACUGAGCAAUAGGAAGAGGGAUCGGAUAAUUGCCAUGAAUGCAUACGUACAUCAGUAAUUGAGAGGAACAUUUUCUUGUAAAAGAAUGCUGCGUAGCAUGUGGGGUAACUGUUCAUCUUCAGUCACAGAGCUGCUUUAAUUUCCAACAGAUUCAAAGUUGACACACAACUGUCCUAUAAAAACAAGGGGGGAAAAACAAUCUCGCUUGGCAACAAUGAGGAGGAUCCAGAAAGCCCUGCCUUACACUGAGGCUGCACCCCCAGUUAGCUGAUACAUUGCACCUAGCAUCUGACAUCUCCAGUUCCUGCUGAGGUCAAGGUUUAGCAGACCAGCUGCUGUUGUUGCAUUCCUGCAUUACUCCAUUUGGUAUUUUCACUUCUGUAAGCUUCCAGGAAGAGUUAUGGGAGUCCGCCUACUACGCUUCACUUCUGUGGUGAUCAUUGUCUUGCUUCUUGUGGCAGGUGCUUUAACAGCUUUGCUUCCCAACAUCAAAGAUGACAAAAUGCCCAAUUUGAGAAGGGAACCAAAAACCCAGAGUCAGUCUGCCUUGGAUUCAUUUACUCUUAUUAUGCAAACAUAUAAUAGAACUGACUUACUGCUAAAGCUUUUAAAUCAUUAUCAAGCCAUCCCCCACCUACAUAAAGUAAUUGUUGUGUGGAACAACAUCGGUGAGAAGAUACCAGAGGAAAUGUGGAAUUCCCUGGGGCCUCAUCCUGUCCCUGUUGUCUUUAAAGUUCAAACUGUCAAUCGCAUGAGGAACAGACUCCAGAAUUUCCCUGAGCUGGAAACAAAAGCUGUUUUAAUGAUGGAUGAUGAUACGCUGGUCAGUGCUCACGACCUUGCUUUUGCCUUUUCUGUUUGGCAGCAAUUUCCAGAGCAUAUAGUGGGAUUUGUUCCUAGAAAGCACAUUUCUACUCCUUCGGGUGUAUACAGCUAUGGCAGCUUCGAAUUGCAGAACCCUGGAUUUGGAAAUGGAGAUCAGUAUUCUAUGGUUCUUAUUGGUGCAGCAUUUUUCCAUAGUGGAUAUUUAGAAGAUUUUCAAAGACAGCCAGAAGCUGUUUAUGCCUUAAUAGAUGAAACUCAAAAUUGUGAUGAUAUUGCCAUGAAUUUUCUGGUAGCCAAGCAUACUGGAAAGCCUUCGGGAGUGUUUGUGAAGCCUGUUGAUGUAAGAAAUUUAGAAAAAGACACUAACAGUGGCUAUUCUGGAAUGUGGCACCGAGCAGAGCAUUUGUUACAGAGAUCUUACUGUGUAAAUAAACUGGUUAAUAUUUACGAUGGCAUGCCUUUAAAAUAUUCUAAUAUCAUGAUUUCUCAGUUUGGUUUUCCUAAUUAUGCCAAUCACAAAAAUAAAAUGUAAGCCAAUGAAUUUAAGGGGUUAGAUGUUUAAUAAUACUCGGUAAACUAUACUGAGUUGAAGGAGAGAAGGUGUAAUUACUGCAUCUUGGUCUUAUUUGUAGCCUCUGAAUUUUUCCUGUAUGGCUUUUUAUGUAUUUUUUCCCCCUUUCUUACUAAUUCUCUGAGGUAAGUUUUGAGAAAACUUAAACGAUAUAUACUGACGUUUAACUGUGAUAAAAUAAUCCUCUUUCCUUAAAACCUGAAAAGCUAUUACAGUUAAUUAGGCCAGUUUUUCAGAAACGUGGCAGCAGAAGUGCCCUCCUACCCUUCAGUGCUUAUGUUUUGAUUUUUUUUUAAAAUCUGUGUGUCUAGUCAAAUGAGGUCUAGUUAUGAUAGUUACGUUGAGAUGCUUCCUUGCCUUCUCCCUCCUCUCACCAAGUUCCUGGUGAAACUGGAGAAGGGCUACAGUAAACUGUUGGCCAGGCUUCUCGACUCCUGUACAAAACCCCUUUGAAGUUUGUAUAUAAGCUAUUCUGUAUUCUGAGAUGUUCCUGAAGCUGCUAUGAAAGCAAGCCAGAAAAGAGUAGCUCACCUUCAUCUCACAUAGUCCUAAAACCAUUGCGUACAGUAUCUGCUACUGCUGAGACAGUGGAAAGUGAUCUCUCCUGUGGCUUUUUUUUCUGUUAAUUUGCCUAGAGUUGCUGAAAUGCUGCAAGCAGCUGAAAGGUAAAAGCUAGCAGUUGGAAAUGUAAGAAACAUGAGCACAUGAAAUAUGAAACUUACCUAAGCAGCCAGAAGAAAUGGAUGGGAUAUUACUAACGCUUUCUUCAGUACUUGAUUUUAUUUUGAUACUUUGCAUUGUUAAAUUGUAACAUAAAUUGUAAAAUGUAAAAAUACAUUGUUAAAAAAUGGGCCCAAGAAAAUCCUCACUUUUAAAAAAAGUUUUAUUUACAAUUCCUAAUAAGAGCAAGUUGUUUUACAUGUAUUACAGAGCGUACCUUUUAUAAUAUUACAGGUCUACUGGUUUUUUAACAGCCCUUUCAAAUGAGUAUUUACUUUGUUGUUUCUUUCAUCUCGAUUUUUGGUGGCUAUGACAACAAUUAAAAUGUGCGAUGAAUGAGUAAAAAAAAGUAUUUUAAGGUACAGUGUAUUUGACAAGACUGGACUAUUACCAGUCUUCAAAUUCCCUGGCUUCAUCCAUAGCAAGAAAUAGAGCUAUUGUUAACAGCUUUUGUUAGAUUUUGGGGUGCUAUAGUUCUGGAAACAUUGUUUUAACAUAGACAGGACCAACCUUUUCCAGUGCAGUUACAGAACUUUUGUGGUAUGGAGGAAAGAACAAAAGACAGUGAUUUUCCUGGAUCACAGAGAGGAAUCAAAUGUGGUAUCCAAGGUAGAUAUAGUUUCACCUGCAUCAGCUUUGAAUUGAUUCUUACUAUCAGUUCAUAGUUAUCUAUGGACAAUCAAUAACAGCUAAUACCUAGUACACAAAUAGCAUCUGCACAGAUGGUGUAUAAUUUUGUAAUUUUUUCUAAUAAGUUAGCUGAACAAAAAGUGGUUUACAAAUGUGACAAGUUUUUACAGCAGGGCUGAUUCUGGGUGUCUUUGUGUUUCUUUGGGGGAACAGAAGAUUCUUUUGCCUUGUUCUAUCAGUGUUAAAGGUUUUAGUUUCUGCUCAGUGAAGUCUUCCUGGUACUUUUGUGAGAUUUAAAGGGCAAAAUCUUAACAUGGCAAUGUAAAGUCUGCUUAGUUUUGUUGUUAUAGUGAAAAGUAGAUUUUAAUUAUUGUGCUGUAGUGGUAAGCAAUAUACAAACAGGUCUAUGAUCUUUCCAGAAAUGCAACUUUCUUAGUGGUAGUUUACUGCAUUUCAUUUACUUACUGGUCUGUAAUUUCUGUUCUGUGCAGUAUCAACAAGAAUUGUGAAGACUUCAGAUGUUGUGUACCUUACUUCUAAAAUGUGAAAUGAAUUGUCAACUCAGCCAAAUCGUAGUAUUGGGUUCUUUGUUGGGGGAAGGGGUUGGUUUGGGUUUUGUUCUUCUGUAUCAGUGAAAAAAACAAUAGAACAAACUUUUCUUAUACUGGUGAAUUUAAUUUGUACCAUUGUCAAAAUAUAUAAAACAUAUUUGUGAUGUAUGUA
This is a messenger RNA of Falco peregrinus (peregrine falcon), 5261 nucleotides long. RefSeq names its product exostosin like glycosyltransferase 2 (gene EXTL2). Gene Ontology annotation, cellular component: membrane. Gene Ontology annotation, molecular function: glycosyltransferase activity. Lineage: Eukaryota; Metazoa; Chordata; Aves; Falconiformes; Falconidae. The coding region runs from base 2193 to 3149 and encodes 318 amino acids. The record is from RefSeq and is a predicted model, not a curated record. The transcript is spliced from 5 exons.